Chaetomium globosum CBS 148.51 is the source of this 3036-nucleotide messenger RNA. RefSeq lists its product as uncharacterized. The coding region runs from base 1 to 3036 and encodes 1011 amino acids. The transcript is spliced from 3 exons. The record is from RefSeq and is a predicted model, not a curated record. Lineage: Eukaryota; Fungi; Ascomycota; Sordariomycetes; Sordariales; Chaetomiaceae.
AUGAGGCCCAGCCUCAGCGGCCUUCUUACAACCCAGCAGUCAACCAACCUGCCGUCCUUGCAACACAUGGUUACCAAGGCCACGUUGGGCCAACAGCCAUCCCGGACCGUAAACGCCGGCGGGCAACAAUACCACCCCCAUUCGCCAGUCGGGCAGCAGUACUACACAACGCCAGCCCCUGCAUCAACGGCACAGUGGCGGCAACGACAAUAUGCUACAGCGCAGCCUGAUGCUCAUGUCGAGAUCUCCGAUCUUCGCAAGGAGCGGCCUCUAACGAACGAGGAAGCUUCGCGAGAAAAGAACUUCAGACCAGACCCGAGUACCACAAAGAAGGAAGCCGCUCGCGCAGUCCGCAAGCUCGACCAGACUACCACCUCAGUAACGGAGAAGAAGAGGGAUCUUACCGAGGAUCAGAGACGCCAGGUCGAGCUGGCCCUUCUCAGCCUGCGGCAAGAGUGGGAUGACGAGACGUUCGAAACGGCGCUUGUUCAGCUGGACGAUGAACUCGAGGAGAAACCCAAGGAGAGCGAGCGGGAAGGGGAAACAGAGAGGGAGCGGAGGAAGGACAAGCACCGUAAGGAGGACGCCGGCCGGUCUGGUGCCGCCAGGGUGUCCUCCAAGCCGCACUCCAAGCCACACUCCAAGCCAAAACAACCCAAGAAGACCACCACCGAGCGACAGAAUGUUCCCCCACCCCAGAUGAACAACCUGCCGCCUCAGCAGAAUAUCCCACCGCCCCAACAAAAUAACCCUCCGCCCCAGCAGGGUAUCCCACCACCUCAGCUAAAAAACCCGCCGCUCCAGCCUCCUCCAAGGCCUACCGAGACUAGAGGUCCAAACCCGGCCCACCAAGCUCAGGCCUACGCCCACGAUCCAAGAACGGCCCCCGCCCAGGCUCCUCCUCGGAGACCCCCCAACUCGCCCGUCAGGCGAGCUCCUUCCCACCAGCGCUCAUCACAUCACCGUCGCCCAUCCCCACCCAUCCGGAACCGCGCUCGUAGCCCGUUCAGUACAGACGAGUCAACCUCCUCCACAGUCUUCUCCGACGCAGACGACGACACAGAUUACACGUCCCCCUCGACCCCCUCGUACGCCUCUAGCCGUGACUUCUUCGGUCGGCCACGGCAAAGUUCACGCUACAGGGAGAGCCCAGCACACUACGGUAUCCAGCCCAAGUUCCGCCGCGGCAAGCCCCAGGGAGAGGUUCAUAUUCAGCCACAGCGUUCUCAUGAGCGGCGACCUGAUCUGGGGGGACGUCAACACACAAUUCCGGUCCUUAAUCAACAGCCCCUCCCUCGACACAUGCCAAACCCGGCGCCGGGGCCAGGGUUCCCUCGGCCAGUACCAGGAAACGCAAACAUGGCCGAUGCCGUACCACCUGCCGCCCCUUCACAGCCCCCACCGGCUCUGGUCCCAACUGGACCAAGACCAACAGGACCAGCCCAGUUUCCGCCGCCGCCGCCGCCGCCGCCGGCGGGAGCCCAGUCUCAAGGGCGGCUUCCAGGACAUAACCCAACCGCUUUCCCAAGCCAGCCCAAUCCAACCCCUCCCCCAGGUCAACACAAUCCCGAACCUGCGCCGGGGCAGAAUGGGCAAGGGUUCCCCGGGGGACCCGGCUCCCACCCACCUCCGAACAUGACCCCACGCAAUCCCGGGGCCAUGAACGGGAUGAACGGAAUGGGCCAAACGAAUCCCAACCAGCCGGUAAACCUGGCCGGCAACCCAGUAAACGGCCCGAACCCGGUAAUGCACCCAAGACACUCAGGAAACGCAGGAAACACCGAGGGCAACCCAUCCCAAAUCCUACCACAAAACCCCGCCCUCAACCCCACCGCCCUCUACGCAAAAGCCUACGCCAAAGGCCGCGCAGACAUCCACGAGGAAGCCCUGCAUAUGGCCGAACGAGUAGCCGAGCGUGUCGUCGCCGCCGCUGUGCCGCUCAAGGCCGAAGGCCGAAGGCGAGGGGCGUCGCCGGUCGUGAUACAGGAGGAUCGCGGUCGAGGACGUGGCCGCGGCCAUGACCGUGACCGCGACCGCGAUGACUACAACAACAACAGGGGCAGAGGAAGACGGUCCCCGUCCCGGUCCACAUCCACAUCCCGGUCUGCGUCCCGAUCGCGCUCUCGCUCUCGGAGCCUCGAUCGGGACCGGAAUACCCGGGACCGACGCCGGGAGGGGAGCCGGAGCGUGAAUCGGCGCCGGGAUCGCGAGGGCGGCGAGAGGAACAGGAGUAGGAGUCAUGAACCGCGCCGGAGCCGUCGCCGUGGCCAUCAUGACCGAGACCGGUCGCGCAGCGUGGACAGGGAACGGCACCGGGGAAAGACCCGGAGCCGGACCCGAAGCAGCAGAUCCCGGAGUCUGGGUAGGCAGCGCAGCGGGAGGGGCCAGACCAGGGAUAGAAGUAGAAGCAGAAGCAGAAGCAAAAGCAGGAGUCUGGACCGGGGCGGCGAUCGGCAUCGGUACCCGAGCGGGGACCGUCAUCGCCAACCCGAUCGGGGCUGGGAUAGCGACAGGCAGAAGGGGCGGCGCGGAGGAGAAUGGGGCAGGGAAAGGAACCGAAGCCGAAGCCUCGACCGUGUUCGGCCGCGUUCUCCUCCUCAGUCGCACCGUGGUCCGCGCUCUGGUUUUAGAAUCGUCCGCCCCUCGAAUGGGUAUGCCGUGCCCCGCGAUGGUGCGGGGAGGAAGGGGCUAGAGCGGGAUAUGGAUCGGCUGCGGCUGGACGAGCGGGAUGGUGUCGGUCUGGGAGACGACGAGUUCUAUGGGCAGGGCAGAAACGGGCAAUUUCACGGGACACCACCUACUAGGGCGUGGGUAAGGGAUGCUGGUAGGGACGCAGAUAGGGAGAGGGACAUUCGUGCCGAGCGGCUGAGGCGGGAUGAGGAGGAGAGGAUCAGAGACGAUUUUAUCCGACGAAGGGAUUCAGGGAUUGACGUCGGCCCGCCGUUUGGGGACUCGAAUCCGUUUGUACCGCAACCUGGGUUUGGGAGGCGGACGGGCAUGGGGACGGGCAUGCACGUGCGGGUAGAUGGCUAUUAG